This is a messenger RNA of Prunus persica (peach), 2903 nucleotides long. RefSeq names its product pentatricopeptide repeat-containing protein At2g37310. Lineage: Eukaryota; Viridiplantae; Streptophyta; Magnoliopsida; Rosales; Rosaceae. The transcript has 2 exons. Gene Ontology annotation, molecular function: RNA binding; protein binding. The record is from RefSeq and is a predicted model, not a curated record. Gene Ontology annotation, biological process: RNA modification. Bases 83 to 2086 code for a protein of 667 amino acids.
UAGUGAGAAAGAAGAUAUAACAUAGAAAAGCUAUAGCUAUAGAAAGAGGAGCAGUUAAUCUUGUAUGAAUAAUAACAAAUGAAUGUGGUUUCCAAAGCCAUUGAACAUUCAAAUCUCGGCCACCACCAACGGCUACGUCCAACGAGCCCUACAAGGCCUCCACAGAGUCGAUGUGCUCGACUGCGGGGCUUAUGGCCAACUCAUUCAGCACUGCACAGACCGCCGCCUGCUCCGUCAGGCCAAGCAGCUCCAUGCCCGCCUCGUCCUCUUCGCGGUCGUGCCCAGCAACUUCCUGGCCUCAAAGCUCAUCACUUUGUAUUCCAAAACCAACCACCUCAGCCAAGCGCGCAAGGUGUUCGAUCAAAUUCCCCACAAGAACACCUUUUCAUGGAACGCUAUGCUCAUUGGGUAUUCUUUUAACAACAUGCAUUCCGACACUCUGAAGCUGUUUUCAGCUAUGAUGUCUUCGUGUUCGGACGAAGUGAAGACUGAUAAUUUCACAGUUACGUGUGUCUUGAAGGCUUUGGGGGCUUUGCUUUACGGUUCAAGAUUGGCUCAGGAGGUUCAUUGUUUUGUUCUGCGUCAUGGGUUUGAUUCAGAUGUUUUUGUUACUAAUUCUUUAAUAACUUACUACUCGAGAUGUGAUGAGCUUGGAUGGGCGAGAACAUUGUUUGAUAGGAUGCCGGACAGAGAUACGGUGUCGUGGAAUUCGAUGAUUGCCGGGUAUUCACAGGCUGGUUAUUACGCAGAGUGUAAAGAGUUGUUUCGGGAGAUGUUAAGGUUAGGGAGGUUGAGGCCUAAUGGGUUGACAGUGGUUAGUGUCUUGCAAGCAUGUUUACAGUCCAAUGAUCUUAUAUUUGGUAUGGAGGUUCAUCAGUUUGUGAAUGAGAGUCAAAUUGAGAUGGAUAUUAUUCUUUGUAAUGCUCUCAUAGGGCUAUAUGCAAGAUGUGGUAGCUUGGAUUAUGCUGAAGAAUUAUUUCAUGGGAUGAGUGAAAAGGAUGAGGUCACUUAUGGUUCAUUAAUUUCGGGCUACAUGUUUCAUGGGUUUGUUGACAAAGCCAUGGAUCUUUUUCGAGAAAGUAAGAAGCCAAGAUUAAGUACUUGGAAUUCUAUGAUUUCAGGUCUAGUUCAGAACAACCGGCAUGAAGCCGCCUUAGAUUUAAUUCGUGAAAUGCAGGCAUGUGGUUACAAACCAAAUACCGUGACACUGUCAAGUAUUCUUCCUGCAAUAUCCUAUUUAUCAAAUCUGAAAGCAGGGAAGGAACUACAUGCUUACUCUGUUAGAAACAAUUUUGAUGCCAAUAUUUAUGUCGCGACUGCUAUUAUCGAUACUUACGCAAAGUCGGGGUUGGUUCAUGGGGCACAGCAGGUUUUUAAUCAAUCAAGAGGUAAGAGCUUGAUCAUUUGGACGGCAAUAAUCUCAGCUUAUGCAUCCCAUGGAGAUGCUGAUAUGGCUCUUGGUCUUUUUUAUGAGAUGCUAAAUAAUGGCAUUCAACCAGACCAAGUGACAUUUACAGCAGUCUUAACAGCUUGUGCUCAUUCUGGAGUGGUAGAUGAAUCUUGGAAGAUCUUCGAUGCCAUGUUUCCGAAAUAUGGCAUUCAGCCCUCAGUUGAGCAUUAUGCCUGCAUGGUAGGUGUUCUUAGCCGAGCUGGACGACUCUCAGAAGCUAUAGACUUUAUUCACAAAAUGCCAGUUGAGCCGAGUGCUAAGGUUUGGGGUGCACUACUUAAUGGGGCUUCAGUUUCUGGUGAUGUAGAAUUGGGAAAGUUUGUCUGUGAUCGUUUGUUUCAGAUUGAGCCUGAUAAUACAGGGAACUACAUCAUCAUGGCAAAUUUGUAUUCACAAGCUGGGAGAUGGGAAGAGGCUGAUAAGGUCAGGGAGAGAAUGAAAGAAGUUGGACUGAGGAAGAUUCCUGGCGGUAGCUGGAUUGAAACAAGUGAUGGAUUACAAAGCUUUAUAGCAAAAGAUGUAUCAAACGGAAGAACCGAAGAGAUUUAUGAAAUACUGGAAGGACUGCUGGGGUUGAUGAAAGAAAAAGGUUACGUUUUGCAGGACGAAUUAGAUGAGGAGAGUGUUAACAAUUGAGCCAAGAUCAUCAUAACUGGAAGGCUCAAGCAAAAUAGGAAUUGGAUGAGGGUCCUUAAUGGAAUGAUGGUUUAAGAACUACCCUAUUUAUCAGAAGUAGCACCUGGAUGGUGUGCAAUAUUGCAGGAUUGUGUCUUCUCUAAAAAAUGACCAGGGUACCCAUUGGGGGAUUACCAGCAUACCCUACCACACACAGGUUGGAAAACAUGUUGUUUAGGCCCCAAGAGUUCUUGUGGAAGCAAGGGAGAUAAUGGUAAUUAGACACUCAUUUUCCAAACUCAGAUUCAGGCUCAGAAAUUUACUCAAGUUCCAAUGAAGAUUAGUCGGAGCUAUAGGCGGUGCAUGUAAGUGUGAAAGGUGACAGGAAGCCUUGAGAAGCGAAGAAUAUUGUGGUAUGGUUGCUAAGUUCCAUCAGCUUCAUUUGCAUUAUUAGCAGUGCAGGGGACAAGAGGAACGAGCCAUGGAUGGGCCAAUUGUUUUUUUUUUCUUCUACUUGUUUUGCUUGAGACAGUUCAUAAUUAUUGUGGUUAUGUAUAUAUAUAAUUAAAGAGGAAGGACAAAUGGGCUUGAAGUGUACACAAACUUAGGGACAAACAAACCUACAUACCCCAGCGACUUCAUUCAAUUCAUCUACCCCACAACCCAGUGCGCUAUUGUUGCAAGUGCUAACAACUCUCUUAUCGCAACUUAUCAAGUUUGGGUUUUUGCUCUUUUAUUUAUUUUGUAAAGAGAUUGAAGGGGAACAAAAAAAUAGCUCACAUGGGAGAGAAUAUUAAACUCCAAAUAUGUAUUAUCAAUGGAUUGAGAUUACUCCCAA